Messenger RNA from Anolis carolinensis (green anole), 5662 nucleotides. It is a transcript of the gene grk6, whose product is annotated as G protein-coupled receptor kinase 6. Gene Ontology annotation, cellular component: cytoplasm. Gene Ontology annotation, biological process: signal transduction; regulation of signal transduction; protein phosphorylation. Bases 115 to 1845 code for a protein of 576 amino acids. Gene Ontology annotation, molecular function: G protein-coupled receptor kinase activity; ATP binding. The transcript is spliced from 16 exons. The record is from RefSeq and is a predicted model, not a curated record. Lineage: Eukaryota; Metazoa; Chordata; Lepidosauria; Squamata; Anolidae.
GGCCAGGGAGAAGGCAGCCUAGGUGUCGGGCAGGGCGGGCGGCGGCGGCGGCGGCGCUGGCGGCGGCGUUGGGGAGUCGGAUUGGGCGGACGGCGGCGCGCCGGGCAGGCCCCCAUGGAGCUCGAGAAUAUCGUGGCCAACACGGUGCUGCUCAAGGCGCGAGAAGGUGGAGGCGGAAAUCGAAAGGGCAAGAGUAAGAAAUGGCGCCAAAUGCUGCAGUUUCCCCAUGUCAGCCAGUGUGAAGAUCUUCGGCAUGCCUUGGAGGGAGACUACCACAGUUUGUGUGAGAAGCAACCCAUUGGCCGCCUACUCUUCCGGCAGUUCUGUGAAACGCGACUUGAGCUGAUGCGCUGUGUCAAGUUCUUGGAUGCUGUGGCAGAGUAUGAAGUGACCCCUGAUGAGAAUCGGAAAGAGUGUGGGCAGCAGCUGAUCGACACAUACUUGAAUCCUCAGAGUGCGGACCAUGUGCCUGAAGUGCCCUUGGAGCUGGUAACUUUGUGUUCUGAACGACUGGAGGAGGAGGAACCGGGUAAAGAGCUCUUUAAGGAAUCUACCAAGCUCAUCCAUGACUAUCUUAGUGUGGCACCUUUUGCUGACUACCUUGAUAGCAUUUAUUUUAACCGUUUCCUGCAAUGGAAAUCUCUAGAAAGGCAGCACGUGACCAAGAACACUUUUCGUCAGUACCGUGUACUGGGCAAAGGAGGCUUUGGAGAGGUGUGUGCUUGCCAGGUGCGAGCCACUGGGAAAAUGUAUGCCUGCAAGAAGCUUGAGAAGAAGCGGAUUAAAAAACGGAAGGGGGAAGCCAUGGCUUUGAAUGAGAAGCAGAUACUGGAGAAAGUGAACAGUAGGUUUGUAGUGAGUCUGGCUUAUGCUUAUGAAACUAAAGACGCCCUCUGCUUGGUCUUGACUCUCAUGAAUGGCGGGGAUCUGAAGUUCCACAUCUACCACAUGGGGGAGGCAGGCUUUGAGGAGCCGCGAGCUGUUUUCUAUGCUGCUGAAAUCUGCUGUGGUUUGGAAGAUCUUCACCAUGAGCGGAUAGUGUACAGGGAUUUGAAACCAGAGAAUAUUUUGUUAGACGACCAUGGUCACAUCCGCAUUUCUGACCUGGGGCUUGCUGUAUAUGUUCCAGAGGGACAGACAAUAAAAGGCCGGGUGGGAACAGUUGGCUACAUGGCUCCUGAAGUCGUGAAGAAUGAGCGCUACACAUUCAGCCCUGACUGGUGGGCUUUAGGAUGCCUGCUCUAUGAGAUGAUUGAGGGCCAGUCUCCAUUCCAGCAGCGCAGGAAAAAAAUAAAACGCGAAGAAGUGGAACGGUUGGUGAAGGAAGUGCAAGAAGAGUAUUCUGAGAAAUUCUCACCUGCUUCACGGUCUCUCUGCUCCAUGCUCCUGUGCAAAGAUCCAAUGGACCGGCUGGGAUGUGGAGAUGCUGGUGCCCAGGGGGUGAAAGAACACCCUCUCUUUAAACAUUUGAAUUUCAAGCGGCUGGAAGCUGGGAUGCUAGACCCACCGUUUAAACCCGAUCCCCAGGCUAUUUAUUGCAAAGAUGUAUUGGACAUUGAGCAGUUCUCCACAGUCAAGGGAGUAGAGCUGGAGCCCACAGAUCAUGAUUUCUACCAUAAGUUUGCAACAGGAAGUGUUCCUAUUCCUUGGCAAAAUGAGAUGAUAGAAACAGAGUGUUUCAAGGAGCUAAAUGUCUUUGGUCCUGAUGGCGCUGUGCCUCCUGAUCUGGACUGGAAGGGGCAACAACCUACUGUGCCAAAAAAAGGUCUACUUCAACGUCUCUUCAGCCGACAGGACUGUUGUGGGAACUGCAGUGAAAGUGAAGAGGAACCCACUCGCCUAUAGUUGCAGCCAAUCUAUUCUUUGCACAAGCCUGGCCAAGCCUGACUCGACCAAAGCAGUGUGGUGUGGGCCCUGGUACUGUCUGUUUGUGUAUGAACAUGUGCUGGCUCUCCCUGUGUGGGCUCAUCAUGUCUGGGCAGCAGAAGACUCACCUUGCAGAGGAAACUGCCCCAGGACUAGGAAACAUUGCCACUUCUAAGUUCUUCAGUGCAUUGCCAAGGGAUCCUCCAGCUACACCUCUAUAUCCGAAAGACAAGAGCAGGACUGAGUGAAACCUUCCAGGGCUGGCCCUGGCUCUAGCCCUGGCCUUUGGCCUCUUUCUGCUCAUUCGCUGAAGUUUGUUUUAUAUAUUUAUAUUGAUAUAUCUUUGAAUGUAUGUAUAUAACAUAUGUAAAUUUUUAAUUGUUGGGGAAGAGAGGGCCCUUGUGCAUUUCUCUCUCUACCAUACCUGCAACAUCCUUGCUUAACCCCAGUGAAAAAUGUGCACAAACUAACUUCUAGGAAACUCGUAAGCAGCUCUUCUCCCCAAGCAGUGGAUUUGGGUCUCUGAGUAUUUUUCAAGUUCUCUCCUCAGAGCCAUCUACUCUCAUGGUGGCAAGGUGGCAGCUGAAGCACGAGAGUAGCCAUCACUGUUGUAUUCAGUUCAGAGGGAACAGUUGGGAUGCCUUGUGCAUGCAUUCUCUCUGCUGCCCCGCCCCCACUUACCUGGUUGACUUGCUAUGCUACCAAAAUGUACUUCAAGAGUGGUGGCAACCUUUAAAGACUCCCUUUGGAUUCCUAGAUAUGUCUGGUAAGUGACCACAGUUUUACCUGGGAUGGCAGGCUAUCCGCUUUAUUGUUUGGUAGGAAUAGGGACAUCUUAACAUGCUAGAAUACAGCAUAGGAGGUGCCAUUCCAUUACCAUGGAUGGUAACAAACUGGUUUCUAGCUUUAAAUGAUUUUGUAGAACCGAUAUGGAUUCACAAGGAGAAUGGGGUGUGGAGUGCUUUCCUUCUUCUGGGAACCUCUAUAGGAAUUGUGCCCCUCUUUUUAAAAAAUGCCUUUCCUGUAUGACUGUGUUCCUUUUGCCCCCCUCCCCCUCCCCAGAAAGAAAGGGAUUCUCCUGUCUGUCCUAGUGAUAUUUCCCAAAGGGAUGAUUAAAGGGAUCACCUUCCAGUUGUGUUAAUGGGGGUGCCUGUAUGUAUUACAGCUGGAAAGCAUAACCCCUUAGACCAGAGUGCCAAACUGCAGGAGAAGCAAGAGCCCUGAGACUGAAACUUCAUUUUUAUUGUAAAGCUAUGUGAUGGCUUUCAGAACCUGGAACAGCAGCCUUAAGGAUGUAGGGUUCAUAUUUUCCCCCUACAGAGUUUUCCCAAUCUGAAUUGCACCCAGACAUGGUUUUAGCCCAAUUCCAGGGGUGCGAAAUACAAGCACUGUAUAUUCAAAUGCAGCAAAGCAAACUGUAGCAUAUGUUGGCCCUUUAUCAAAGAGAAUAGUAAAAAUGAAAACAUGGGAGAAGCAUUCAAAGACUGGAUCUCUUUGCCUCCGAAGAAUCUUCCACCGUCUUCCAUAACUGGGAGCUCAGGUCCUGAGCAGGGCUGCUCUCAAGAAGCUCUACCAAGCAGGCCUGGGCCACUCCUGCUUGUUACCUGGAUUUAAGAGUUUUCCAGCCUUAACCUUUCCUUUUUUCCGUGUCUAGCAUGUGUGUCUUCACUCUCUCAGCAGCUCUUUCCAAACACGUGCCAUGAGGGCUGCUUUGCUGCAGGGUGGUUGCCUUCAUUUCCCAAUUCAUCUGUGGUACCUCACGCUAGUAUUGCACUGUUGUUGUUCAUAUAUGGACUGUUUGAUUUUUUUUGUUAGUUGUAAGUACUAACUAGUUGUUGCUGUGGCGCAAAAGCAAAUGCAUCACCAGGUGCUGACCUGCCUCAUACCAGUUGUGAGUCUGAAGCAUUUGCCAGCCUGACCCUGGAAGGGAGCAGCCUCUCUUCAUUACUUCAGUGGGACAGAUAGAGACUUGGUUGCAGCUUUUCGCCUUUGACAGACUGUUGCUCUAUUUCUAGAUUACAUGUCGAUGUAUCUUUCCUGCCUUCUUGCAUUGGAAUUUCUCUUUGAACAUAAUAAGCUCUCUGAGGUGUCUUAAGUGUAUGCGUCUUUUGUUUUCCCCUGUCCUCUUUCUUGUUUCUGCUUCUUUUAACUCCAUUCCUCCUUCAAAAAAUUCUUGGUUAACUCUGGCCAAUCUAAGAUUGAAUCUUCAGUGGAGAAUGCUAUGUAUGAAUGUAAGUAUCUCAACCCCAAGUAAUAUCCUAAAACCAAUUCCUACUUGGAAAGUAGUGUUUCAAAAUGGAAAAAGUACUACAACUGUGAAUAGAGCAUAGUUAAAUUUAAUUGAACUUCUUGUGGGGGGAUGCAGUUCUGUUUUAUGUGGCAUAGUGGCCCAUCUUUACUCCUAUAUACCAUUCACACUUGGUAUGUGUCACUGUCCUCAAGUCCAUAUUAUACAAUUUUUAAAGUGCUAUUUAUGCCCAUGGUUUGUUAAAUGUGUGCAUUACAAAAAUGUCAGUGAAAGGGACAGUUUUUCAAAUGAAAUGGUAUUUACCUUAAUAAAGCCAGCCAAGUGUUGCUGAAAGGAAUUUACAUUCUCACAUCAGGUUUGGGAUUAUGGAAUAUUUCCUUUUAAUAGUGCAUUUGUAUGCAAUUAACAAAGAAUUUAAAUAUACAUAUCAAGAGCAAAGGCUUCCUCCUUUAGUUGCCUGUGAUGAAAGUGAAAGAUAACUUUGAUCUUUGCCAACUCAAGAAGGCGGAAACUGCAGCGCUUUCCUCUUGAUAAAUAUAUUGAAGUGAUCUUGGUUAAUCUCUGUAUAUAUCUCCACUGGUUAAACUGCAUCAUUGCUUCAUCCAAAUCUGUAAUGAGUGGUCUGAGCUGAUGUAGAGCAUUUUCCUGUUUAUCUUGGCCAGUAUAUCCGCUCUUCUCUAUCUGGCAAGGGCUCUCCAGUGUCUUAGACAAAAAUGUCUUUCCGAUCAUCUGCUACCACAUGUUUUUAACUAGAGAUGUCAGGGUUUAAGCCUGGGAUCUUCUGCAUAUAUUCUGUAAAAAAGCUGCCAUCAUUUUCAUGUUGGCAGUCUCCCCAACUAGGAAAUAACAUUUUGUGUUAAAUGACAGUUACUUGAUUUGGUACAAUUAAGUUCUGGUUUAUAUAUUUGAUAGAUGUGUGAUCCUCUCCUUUUGACCUAUCUAUAGUUUCUGUGGUUGGAUGUUUAUGCUCCUUAGGUCAGGAAAGUGAUUCUCAACCUGUGGGUCCCCAGGUGUUUUGGCCUACAACUCCCAAAAGUGCCAGCCAGUUUACCAGCUGUUAGGAUUUCUGGGAGUUGACUACCAAAACAUCUGGGGACCCACAGGUUGAGAACCAUUGGGUUAGGAGCUGCUGAAACCAGGUUUGUGUUCAGGUUUUUCUUUCAAUUGCCAAAGCCCAACCUUGUCCUCCCACCCCACUGCCCCUUGUCUUUUUAUCUGGUCUGUCCCUGUGUUUGUUUCCUUUACUGCUAUUUAAGGGCGUUCUCACCCUUAGAUUUGCUCUCAUUCUUUUCCCUGUUAGGCCUUCUGGGGAGCUUCUACCUGCUUGGUUCUAAAUUCUGUGCAUUUGUAUCUGCUUCGCAGCAGUGAACAGAUGUAUGAUCUUACAUGAGAUCAAUGGUGCAAAUAUAUACUUGGAAGAGCUGCAAAUUGGAACACGCUAUUAUCUACUUUCAUUGUCCAGGCCAAAAAAAAUGUUUCAUAAUCUUUCUCUCCCCUGCUUACUCUCAAGUGGAACUCCAGGAAUAAAAAUACCUCUUUCAAAAAUGA